AUGAUUAUCAAGUACAGCGAAUCACAUCUAAUGCUCUACCCUUACCAUCUUGCUGAUAUAAUUGUAAGAGAGCUGCGAAUAACGCCGUUCAACUACUAUAUUAACAUUAUUACUGAUAUGUUACAAUCCGAGAAGUCAUAUGAUUCUUUACCAAAUUUUACGGCAGCAGACGCGGUGAGGUUACUGGGUAUCGGGCGAAACCAAUAUAUUGACUUGAUGAAUCAGAACAGGUCUAACAGAAAGUUUCUUCGUCGCAAUCGUCCUCUGCGCGAGCUGCUGCCACAAAAGCCUGCAAAGUCUGUUGUGGAACCGUGGUGGAUUGUAUGUGCUGGAAGUAUUCUAGAAGCAGAUAUCAAGGUACUAACGGAGGAUGAACGGCGUGUAGUAGAUUCCAUUUUGGAUGAAGGACCUCAACCUGCCGGAUUCUUGCCCGUACCAGUCGUUCAGUCACUGCUCAACAGAGGACUGAUAUACGUGGAUGUUCCAGUCGAAGAAUACGAUUACGUUUAUGUCGCACCUCUAGACGGAUUUGUGAUGAACCGCGUACUGGGAGACUAUUUCGAAACGCUGCUUUACAAAAUAUUUGUAGCAAUUGAUGAUCAAACCACUGUUAAGGAGAUGGCUGAAAUGCUUCACAUUGAUUUCCCUCUUGUGGCUAAUGCAAUAUCGGUGUUCUGUCGCCUUGGAUUUGCAAAGAAGAGAGUCACAGGAAUGGAGACAGCUCGCCUUCAUUAUAGCUGGGCGCAACACAUUUCCAUACCAAAUUCUCCUACGCAAGAUGACAUGGUGACGUCGGUCUCGGGUGAUCUAGGCGAGCUAUCGGCUUCACUGGCUUCACCUAUGGGCGAUGACGAUGACGACGAACAAGUAGCAAAUCUCAGCAACUACAGCUUGAAAGAUUCGGUUUCCUCACAACCCUCUUCUGAAGUGCCAUCAUCAUCUGGUCGGACAGCUUUUCUCUUUGAUUCAACCUUAGCAGCGUUUUUAAUGAUGGGGAACCUCUCAAGCUCGCUGAAGGGCCAUGCGGUGACGUUGUUCGAGGUGGGGAAGUUGGCUGACGAGCAGAUGCGCGACUUUCUGGAACAACUGGAAUGUGUAAAUCGUUUUGCUGAGGGAGAAGCGCAACGAUAUUCUGAACAUGCGAUGGCUCUGCUUGAUAUUCUGCGAAAUCUUCGGAAAGGAAGAGAAGUGGAUAUGUUGAGAGGAGAAGAGCUUGCUCAGUCUCGACCCGCAGAGUCGCAUUCGAGUGGUUCGUCAUUCAUAGAAAGCCCAAUUUUCAUAUUUGUAAACGCGCCUGCGGAAUCGGUUAUGGACAUAUUUAGCAUCGUCGUGUCUAUGGCACCGCUGUCAUGCGAUGCGUGUACUGUGCCUGCAUCUUCGUUGCCUUUCAUUGGACCUCCUAUACCGGAGGCCUGUUCGCCUUGGCUACGACUGGCUAUCUACAAGGCGGCUGGCUGUGGUCCUGCAUCUGCGUAUAUUCCAAAAGGUACGAGGCUGUCAAGGCUGCCCUCAAACAUAUCCCAUGCAUCUCGCCUCCUCAUCACAUCGGCGAAUCACGAGCCCCAGCAUAUGUCGACGUAUAAUGCGCUCGUUGCACUCAAUGAAGUACUCCUUACAACACCUCUCUUCGUACAGGAAUACCCUCAUUAUUCUGAUGAAGACGAGCUCGUUUACGUUCCUUUUCCGUUCGAUGACAGUGAAAGCGAAAACAAUGGAGCAUUCUCCAAGCAUCCAGCUGUACAAGCGCUUUCUUCCCGUAUCGGAUUGGAUUGGCUAUGUGGUUACAUUGUCUUGGUUAAUCGGCGAGUGGCGCGGAAGUCAGCUACGAAUUCGUCUAUUAGUAACUACGAAAAUUCUGCCCAGAAAGAGUCAUCUAUCGUUUUGAGUGCACUACCAAAUGGUUUCACCUAUGAUGAUUAUGUGCUCCUUGAUUGUGUGUUCGGUAUUCCGCUCUUCAAUUCACCACUAAAUCAUGCCAUUUGCAGUCGAAUGAUUAGCAAAGGAAUUUUGGAAUUGAAUAAGGUUAGUGUUACAUGUGAGCGGACUUUCACUCAUUUUUAUUCGAUAUCUUCCAUGUCAAUUUUUCAGUCGAGCCAAUAUCCAGUUUCGAAAAGGGCACGUAUUGAUAUGAUCUCAUCAGAAACUUCUGAACACUUUCAAUUACGGUCAUGUCAAGAGCUCUUUUCCAACUAUCGAACCGCGGAAAUCGGAAGUUGUUCCACCAAUUACGUCCAUAUAUUACGAUCCUGUAGAGAACGUAGUGUACAGUUAGAAUAG
This is a messenger RNA of Cooperia oncophora, 2277 nucleotides long. NCBI's taxonomy places the organism in Eukaryota, Metazoa, Nematoda, Chromadorea, Rhabditida, Trichostrongylidae. The record is from the annotation of a GenBank genome assembly.